Molecule: messenger RNA, 3954 nt
Organism: Oikopleura dioica
Lineage: Eukaryota; Metazoa; Chordata; Appendicularia; Copelata; Oikopleuridae
Source: the annotation of a GenBank genome assembly
AUGAACGAGAUCUGGUCGACCUAUGUCUCUCCUGAAGACGCUGCCUCUGGCGGCGGUGGAGGAGGAAAAAAGGGAAAGCGACAAAAAGGUGGCUCCUUCCAAACUGUCUCUGCUCUUCAUCGAGAAUCCCUCGGUCGAUUGAUGACCAAUCUUCGAUCAACUCAGCCCCACUUCGUCCGUUGCAUCAUCCCGAACGAGAAGAAGAAGCCCGGAUACAUGGACAACAACCUGGUCCUUCAUCAACUCCGAUGUAACGGUGUCCUCGAAGGAAUCCGAAUUUGCCGAAAGGGUUUCCCAUCGCGAGUUGAAUAUGCUGAAUGGAAGCAGCGAUAUACCAUUCUUAACGCCAAGGUCAUUCCUCAGAAGGGAUUCAUGGACAACAAAAAGGCCUGUGAGAAGCUUCUUGAAAGUCUUGCUGAAGAACUUUCACCAGAUCUCUAUCGAUUCGGCCAUACGAAGCUUUUCUUCAAGGCUGGUGUUAUCGGUCAUUUGGAAGAACUAAGAGAUGACAAAAUUGGUCAAAUCUUGACUAAGCUCCAGUCUUUUAUUCGGGCGAAACUCGCAAAGGAGAAAUACCAGCGGGUGGUUGCUGAAAGAGAUGGAGCAAUGGUCAUUCAGGCCAAUUGGAGAGCCUACAUUCAACUCGCCGACUGGCCGUGGAUGCAUCUCAUGUACAAGAUCCGACCUUUGCUCAACUCCGCUGAGAAGAGAAAAGAAAUGGACGAGCUCAAGGCCGAAUAUGAUGACAUCAAGAAACAGCUUGAAGUCGAAACGGCGCUGAGAAAGAAGCUCGAAGAUGCGUACAUCAAAUUCACACAGGAGAAAAACAAGUUCAUGGCCAUGCUGAGUGGCGAGGGAGAUGCACUUGCUGAUGCGGAAGAUCGAGCCGAAGCCUUGGCUAAAUCAAAAAUUCAGCUCGAUGGUCAAAUCAAGGAGCUUCAGGAGCGACUCGAGGACGAAGAAGAGAUCAACCAAGAUCUGAACAAUAAGAAGGCAAAACUUGACCGGGAGAAACGCGAGUUGCAAAAAGACAUAGAAGAACUCGAGUCGACCCUUUCCAGGGUGGAGCAGGAGAAGAACUCUUUGGAAGACAAAGUCAAGAGCAAUUGCGAGGCACUGGCUACGACAGAAGAGCACAUGGACAAGCUGGCCAAGGAAAAAAGAGCGCUUCAGGAGCAGCACCAGCAGGUCCUCGACGAUCUUCAAGUUGAAGAAGACAAGGUCCAUUCUCUAACGAAAUCGAAAAAUAAGAUGGAACAGCUGGUUGAUGAUUUGGACUCAGCGCUUUCUCACGAGAAGAAAUGCAGGGUGGAUCUGGAGAGACAGAAGCGCAAGUUGGAGGGAGAUCUCAGACUCAACCAGGAAACUAUCAUGGAUCUUGAAAACGACAAGCAGCGUCUUGAAGAAAAGAUCAAAAAGGCCGAAUUCGAAUGCAACCAAAUCCGAACCAAAUGCGAAGAUGAGCAAGCCCUCAUCGCCCAGCUUUCCAAAAAGAUCAAAGAGCUUCUCGCCCGAAUCGAAGAACUAGAAGAAGAGCUAGAAGCCGAGCGAGCUGCCAAGGCGAAAUCCGAAAAAGCUCGAAUGGAGAUUUCCCGAGAGCUUGAAGAAUUUGCCGAGCGGCUUGAUAUUGCGACGAAUGCGACAACUUCGCAAAUUGAAAAGUCGAAGAAGCGAGACGCCGAGCUGGCGAAGUUGGCUAGAGACAUGGAGGAACUGACUUUGGCUCAGGAAUCGCAAAUCGUUGUUCUUCGAAAAAAACAUGCUGAUCAUACUUCGGAAAUUGGCGAAACGAUCGAAAACCUGACUCGAAUCAAGGCCAAGUUGGAAAAAGAACGAUCUGAGAUGCGAAUGGAAGCUGAUGAUCUUCUCUCCACCAUCGACACCCUAACCAAGCAGCGAGUUCUUCUUGAAAAGCAAAUGAGAACCGUCGAAGAUCAGUUCAACGACCUCCAAGAAAAAUACGAAAAGUCCGAGCGAGAAGUCGCCGAUGCCAAUGCAUCCAAAGCGCGGGGCAUUGCCGAGUUGAACGAGUUGAAGCGACUUGUGGAGGAAAAAGAAGCGAUGAACAGCCAGUUGAAGCGUCAGCAAAACUCCGUCAAUCAGCAAAUCGAGGAAACAAAACGAACAUUCGAAGAGGAGCAGAAAGUCAAGAACUCGCUCGCCCAUCAGUAUCAAAAUGCUCUUCACGAUGCUGAAUUGCUAAAAGAACAAUACGAUGAUGAAGUUGAAGCUAAAGUCGAGCUUCAAACUCAGCUGACGAAGUCGCAAGGAGAAAUUCAACAUUGGAAGGGCAAGUAUGAGACUGACGCGAUUCAGAAGACAGAAGAGCUCGAGGAUGCAAAAAAGAAGCUGUCUACUAGACUUGGAGACGUUGAAGAACAAGUUGAGUCAAUUUCUGCCAAGUGCGGAUCUCUAGAUAAGUCAAAGACUCGAUAUCAAGGAGAAAUUGAGACGAUCACCGUUUCGCUCGAAAAGACAAACAACCAGAUUUCCACGUUAGAAAAGAAGCAGAAAACUUUUGAUAAGCAAGUAGAAGACUGCGUUGCAAGACAAAAUCAAUUGCAAUCUGAAGUUGACGCUGCGAACAAAGCUGCUAGAGAACGAAGCACAGAAGUGUACAAAUUACGAAACGCAUAUGAAGAAUCCUUGGAGCAUACUGAAACUCUCAUGCGCGAGGUCAAACAGACGCAAGAAGAACUGAUCGACUACCAAGACCAAAACGCCGAGGCCCAGCGUCACAUCUCCGAGCUGGAACGUGCGAAACGUGAGAGUGAGGUUGAACUUAAUCAGCUCCAAGCGCAGUACGAGGAAUCCGAAGCGGCCGUUGAGCAGGAAGAGAACAAGAUCCUCCGAAUCCAAGUCGAGCUUAAUCAGCUCAAAAAUGACUAUGACAUUCGCAUUCGUGAGAAGGAAGACGAUAUCGACUCGUCUAGACGAAAUUGCCAACGAAGCUCCGAUUCUCUUCAAAACUCUCUUGAUGCGGAAACUAAAUCACGUGCUGAUGCGAUCAAAUCGAAAAAGAAGCUCGAAGGUGAAAUGGCCGAUAUUGAAGUUCAACUUGCUCAUUCUCUCCGCCAAAAGAACGAAUUCCAGCGACAGGUGAAGGACAUCAUGGCCGAAAUCAAAGACAACGACGCUAGAAUCGACGAAUAUGAGCGAGUCAACGAGUCCAUUCGAGAAAACUUCGCCAUCUCCGACCGACGAAACAAGAUGCUUGCUGAAGAGAUUAGCGACCUUCGAAGCAACUUUGAAUCGCUUGAAAGAGCGAGAAAGGUGGCUGAGGGCGAGUUGAAUGAGGCAAGGGAUCGGGCAAAUAUGCUGCAUACGCAGAACGCAGCGCUGAUGAAUCAAAAGAGAAAGUUUGACAAGGAUGUUCAGGCGUUGACCGAUGAAGUUGAUGAAGCUACUCAGGAAGCGAAAAAUGCCGCUGAAAAAGCCAAAAAAGCUGUCACCGAUGCUUGUGGAAUGGCCGACGAUUUGCGAAAAGAACAAGAUCAAUCCAUGCAUCUCCAAAAGGCUCGAAAAACUCUUGAAGGAGUCGUCAAGGAACUCCAACAACGACUCACUGAUACUGAACAACAAGCGCUCAAGGGCGGCAAGAAGCAACAGCAGCGGUUGGAAGCGAAGAUUCGAGAGUUGGAAAGUGAGCUAGAAGCUGAAACCCGACGCGGCUGUGAUGCUCAGAAGAUGCUGAGAAAAUCCGAAAGAAAGCUCAAGGAACUCCAGUACGCGACUGAAGAGGACUCGAAAAAAUCCGGACGGCUUCAGGACCUCGCAGAUCAGCUUCAACUCAAGGUCAAGUCGUACAAGCGCGCCGCCGAAGAAGCUGAAGAAAAUGCUAACAAGAAUCUUGCUCUCUACCGAAAAUUCCACCACGAAUUGGACGAAGCCGAGGAGCGAGCGGAAACUGCUGAAGCUGCUCUUUGCAAGAUUCGAACUCACUCAAAAUACUAA